This is a messenger RNA of Myotis daubentonii (Daubenton's bat), 3309 nucleotides long. It is a transcript of the gene SNAPC5, whose product is annotated as small nuclear RNA activating complex polypeptide 5. Lineage: Eukaryota; Metazoa; Chordata; Mammalia; Chiroptera; Vespertilionidae. The record is from RefSeq and is a predicted model, not a curated record. Gene Ontology annotation, cellular component: nucleus. Gene Ontology annotation, biological process: transcription initiation at RNA polymerase III promoter; transcription by RNA polymerase II.
GUUCCGGUAACGCGGCUCGGUGACGUCAUCACAGAGCGCCCAGCCGCCGGGGCGUGCGGAGACGCGAUGCUGAGCCGGCUCCAGGAGCUGCGCAAGGAGGAGGAGACGCUGCUCCGGUUGAAGGCGGCACUGCACGACCAGCUGAACCGGCUCAAGGUUGAAGAAUUGGCCCUCCAAUCAAUGAUUAGUUCUAGAAGAGAGGAUGAGAUGCCGUCUUCUCCAGCUGCACAGGAACAAUCACAUGAUCAGAUGGUGGUGCAUGUAGACAAUGAAGCAUCCAUCAACCAAACUGCACUGGAGUUGAGCACAAGGAGCCAUGCACCAGAAGAGGAGGAGGAGGAAGAAGAAGAAUCAGAUUCAUGAAGUGGGGAAAGAGCCAGGCAGGGCCAGCUGCACUGCCGUGAUCAAGGCAGAGCAGAGAAUGGGCUCAGGAAGUACUGGAUGGAUGACUGACAGAACAGAUGAAUAAACAGGUAGUAUAAGAAUCUGAAAUAAAUGGACUUACCAUGAGUUGCUUCAAAUCUGCUCUCUCUGCAGGGUUUUUUAUUAAGCUUAAAAGGAGAAAGAUAACAUGAGAGCUGCUGCCUAGAGCUGCUUCUAACUCCCAAUUACUUCUGUUUGCCGCCUGUGCUCCCCACACCCCAUAGGCUCUGAGGAGUGCCUGAGCCUUAUUCACCUUCCUGUUUGUAGCACAGUAUCAUGCCCACAGAACAUUAAUAAAUGCUUGCUGAACUAAGGUCAAAAGGCACUAUGCCAAUCCAUGUAGAGCAAGUGCCAAAAGUAGCGGCUAUUUAACCGACUGCAAUUGUCAGGUGGGGUGGGGAACCUUACAAAAAUGGGUACUCUUCCAGAUAACAGGGAGCCAACUUACCAUUUAUUCACAAAAUCUUGAAAUUCCAGACUGAAUACUCCACUGGGCAGUUUUGGAGGAGGCUGCAAAUACAUGUCAACACAUAAGAAAUGGCAGGCCUGCUGCCCUGGCCAGUGUGGCUUAGUUGCUUGGAGUGUCAUCCCAUACACCGAAAGGAGGAGGGUUCAAUUCCCAGUCAGGGCAUUUACACGGGGUUUGGGUUCAAUCCCUGGUAAGAGUGCAUAUAGGAGACAACCAAUCGAUGUUUCUCCCUUCCUCUAUCUCAAAACGAAUGGCAUAUCCUCAGGUGAGGAAUAAAUAAAACAAAUCUUUAAUAAAAUAAAUAAAUACAUAAAUGUUUGGCUUCCUGCCCCAAGCAUCUCUCCUCUCCAACCCUGUCUCUGGGCAGUGCUGCCUUUAUCCAGUCAAGGAAAGGUCAAGGGUCAGGGCCAAUGGCUGGCUGCUGGUGGAACCACUGGUCUCAAACCAGUUAGAACCACUCACCUGUUUAGUUACUGAACAAAUCACGGUUCCUCCUGAGUUUCAGUUUACCAUUCUAUAAAACGAGGAAGGCCUCAUGGCCUUUCCCCCUCACACUCUACGACAGUAAAUCUUGGAAUGUGGCGUGGGAAUAGCCAGCAAUUAAUAGCAGCAGCUAGGGGCAUGUGCAGCCACCAGGCACACUCCAGCUCAGGCAGCACCUGUGAAAGUCACUGAAGGCUAACUAGCUAAACAAAAUGUAUAUCCCCCUUCUAAGCCCUGAAGGAGCAGAGAAAGGUUAACAAAACAUUAACUGGCAGAGGCUGCGUCUGGAAGAAUGUUAGCUGCAUGCUCACUCCGGGAAUGAAGCUGUUUGCAGUCACCAGAGCAAGAACACUGGCCACAGCUCAUUUUCCAAGGGUGCACGGUGGACACCACUCAGGGCUACCAGGACAAGGCCCUGCAGCACCCUGCUCCUAUGCACCACACAGCUCAGAAAACAUGACCCACCCAUGUGACCUGCAUUGGGCUGUGUGCAGCUUCCUUGUGAGAUGACACCCAGACCCAACCCAGGAUGCCAUUGUUCUGUUGGGUUGCCCAAAUAAACAGGUGGUUCAAGGCUAAAAGUUAAAUAAUAACACUACCAAAAAUUCUAGCCUAGCCCUCUUCCCCUGAAUGCCUUAUAAGAACAGCAGGUGAGCCCUGACCGGUAUGGCUCAGUGGAUAGAGCGUUGGCCUGCGGACUGAAGGGUCCCAGGUUCGAUUCCGGUCAAGGGCAUGUACCUUGGUUGUGGGCACAUACCCAGUAGGGAGUAUGCAGGAAGCAGCUGAAUCGUUUCUCUCUCAUCGAUGUUUCUAACUCUCUAUCCCUCUCCUUCUCCCUUCCUCUCUGUAAAAAAAAUAAGUAAAAUAUAUUUUUUAAAAACAACAGCAGGUCGCCCAGCCGGGUGUAGCUCAGCGGUUGAGCGUCGACCCAGGAACCAAGAGGUCACUGGUUCGAUUCCCGGUCAGGGCACAUGCCCAGGUUGCGGGCUCGAUCCCCAGUGGGGGGCGUGCAGGAGGCAGCCGAUCAGUGAUUCUCUCUCAUCGAUGUUUCUAUCUCUCUCUCUCCCUCUCCCUUCCUCUCUGAAACAAUAAAAAUACAUUAAAAAAAAAAAAGAACAGCAGGUAAAUAAGCCUAAUCUGAGGUCAAGGACUAAAACCCAGCUCUUAGACCCGCCCUGCAGACUGCUGCUGAGGGAAAUAUGAAGGGAGCAUUCACGGGUGAAACCAGAGCUUGGCCUCCAGAGGCCAGGCCCGUGCUGAGCAGGAGGGGGCCAGGCAAGGGAGGGAAUGUGCACCAGCAGAGCGUGAGGUGCUUGCACCUGUCGCCACGCAGCCCAGCCUCCUGGGAAGUUAUGGGGGCGUGGGGGGUGGGAGGAGUAGGUGCUAAGCGAGGAACAGCACUAGGUGGGAGGAAUCUGAGCCACUUUCAUCCUGGAGCCUGUUUCCUCACCUAUAUGAAAAGACAACAAAACCCAUUGGGCCCGCCCAAGCAGUGCUUGGAGAAUGAUUAGGAAAAUGUGAAAAUAUGGAAGAGAGCAGUGCGUACUAGGCAACUGGCAGCUCAUGUAUAACCUCAGGCCCUCUCUUCCCUUACCAUGGCUCCCAAGCACCACUCUCAGCUUAGGUCCCAGCAGAGGAUGGCUUCCUGACUACCACCAAUGCAAUGCACACGGCCUUUUCUGCGUCCUCAAGCAGCCAAGAUCAGAUCCUGGACUUCUUUUCUAUGUCCCAUGGUGCUGAGCUUAAAGCUGGGCAGUCAGGAAAGAGAGGUCAGUUAACCUCACUAGACUGAGCCAGAGUCAGUGAUUUAUUAACUGCUAGGGUGUGCCAGGAUCUUCCCCGUUGGGUUUGUCAUAGAUGAGGGGCCUCUAUGAGCCUUUGGGGAUCUGGUUUUAGAGAGCAGUAACGAAGCAUGAAGUGACUCCACUGGUCUC